Phyllopteryx taeniolatus (common seadragon) is the source of this 3730-nucleotide messenger RNA. RefSeq names its product deltex E3 ubiquitin ligase 3 (gene dtx3). Lineage: Eukaryota; Metazoa; Chordata; Actinopteri; Syngnathiformes; Syngnathidae. The record is from RefSeq and is a predicted model, not a curated record. Gene Ontology annotation, biological process: Notch signaling pathway; protein ubiquitination. The transcript is spliced from 5 exons. The coding region runs from base 300 to 1397 and encodes 365 amino acids.
CCCACUCCUCCAUCGAAGUUUUCGAUCGAAGAAGCUGGCCAUGCGGGUUCAAUCGCUUUUCCUAGCCACAAUCGGUUUGCGGAGCCUCAGAGGGAAAGGAAGACCACUCCCCAAAGACCAGCUGAUCUGCGUUCGAAACAAAUCGACGGAAAAACCGAUGGUGCGAAAUUGCUGAAUCUCCCGUCGGAGAAUGGGGGACCGCCGAGCAGCUUGGAUAACAUUGGCUUCUCCGCACAGUCAUCUCGUCUUGCUCGCCUUUUCUCACCCCCUGGACGCCUGCGUUGCCAUUGAGGGGAUUUAUGGGCUCACAAGUUUCAUCUGAUGAGAUGAGCGUGCGUGCUGGCCAGGGGAGUGAUGAGGUGCUGGUGUCACAGGCUGUGUGGGAUUACCUGGCCGCUGCAGGCAGGCCCUGGCUCCUCGACUUCCAGCACAAGCAGGGCAUGAACGCUGGCAUCGUCCGGCGGGGUGAGAGAGGGGGCUGCUGCGCCGUGAGGCUGCAGCCGGUGCCAGGCGCCAGGCUCGCCAGCGUGUCGGAUGCACCCGUUUCCAGUGAGACACGUAAAGCCUUCAUCGAUCUGUGCCGCUGUGCCCGCAAGGAGAUGAGCAAGCAGGAAGGCGGCCCCAAAAGGAAGCGGGCCCUGCUGCCCUGCGUGGGGGUCCUGGAGCCAAACGGCGAGGGGAACUUGCUCCAGCCACCACCCCAGCCACGUCGCUCCCAGCGACAGCAGCAGCAGAAGUUCCGGAAGGCUGCGGACGAAGAGGCCUUCUCCAUGGUUCACGAGGCAGCCCACCGGAAAGACUGUGGAACAACUUCCCACAGCGAGGCCGAUGACAACACUUCUUGCUCCAUCUGCAUGGGGGACAUUGUAGACAAGACCACCCUGGAGAAGUGCGGCCACUCCUUCUGCCGCUGCUGCCUGGAUCAAGCUUUCAAGGUGAAGAGAGCCUGCCCUGUGUGUCGUCUUGUUUACGGCCAGCUAAUAGGUAACCAGCCUGCCAAUGGCACCAUGAUUGUUGAGCGGGAUCCCGCCUUGCAGCUACCGGGUCAUGAGGGCUAUGGGUGUAUCUGCAUCAUCUACAGCUUCUCUCCUGGUUUACAGACGCCAGAGCAUCCCAACCCGGGCGUGCGGUACCCAGGAACAGACCGUUUGGCCUACCUCCCCGACAGCCCAGACGGGAACCGUGUGCUAGGCCUGCUGCGCCGGGCCUUUGAACAGCGCCUUACCUUCACGAUCGGUACCUCCAUGACGACAGGCUUGCAAAAUGUCAUCACCUGGAAUGACAUCCAUCACAAGACCUCAAUAUGGGGCGGGCCCCGCUGUUUUGGUUACCCAGAUCCCACUUACCUGGUGCGCGUGACAGAGGAGCUGCGAGAAAAAGGCAUCACCGUCGACUGAAGUGAAAGACCUUCAGGAGUUUGCAUGACUUGAUGGCGUGUAUGUCAUGGUAAGAGGGUUCCAGGUUGUUGUGUCAAGACGUCCUUUGAAGGUUGGCAGCGGGCCCUCAGCGGACAGGUGGCUGCUGCAACAGAGUCCAUGUCAGUGUGCUCCCACUUGAGUUGGCUUCAGCUCAGUGCUUCUACGUGUGGAAGGGGAGCGUGAGUGCAGCUCGUUUUCACGCUAUCUCACGAUCCUCCGCCCGUUUGCCAUGGCAAAAGCACUUGUUGCACAUGCUUCAUAUUUUUUUAGGAAGUAACUCUUGCUGUCAUGAAGAUGAAUUUUUGUUUGAAUGUUUCUGCUCUCAUUUUUUCAUUAGUUUCGAAGCGAGUUCCUCCUUUGCCAGAUGACAGAAUAGCAUUGCUAAAAAAAAACAAUUUGCAAUCUAAAGCACUUGUGAGCACUUUUUUUCCCACCCAUCUCUUCCUCUUUUUUCUUUUUUUACCAGCAGGAGCAGCAGCAGUCUGUAGUUGCUUGAUGUCAUUAGUUCCAGAACACUCGUUUGCGAUGAUUUGUAUUCCCCGUGUCCAUCUUGAACUAAAAUAGGGAGUGUAUGAAUUCAAUGAUGUGGCUUUUUAAUCCAUGGGUCACCCAUGUUAUUCCAAGUUGUCUCACAGGCAUUGGGCCCAUAUGACCUUAGUUAUUAGUACUGUGUGCUCAUCUAAUUACGCAUUACCAGAUUUAUGACGAUGUCAAAUAUGAAGGGCAUACAAGCCACUAAACCAAAUCAAAGGCACAAAAGCUCUUUAAAGAAAAUCAAAUCUAUGCCUCUGUCCCUGUCAAACUGGGAGAUUUGCCUGAUGAAGCUCUCAUUUAAAAUGAGAAUACUGUUGUAAAUACGUUUAUCUGGAUUGAUGAUCUGUGAUACACAGUUGGAGGAAAUUAUAAGAAAACUUGGGAGCAAAUAUUUAGAAUUUUUAUGGUGUGGAUUUUGUUGUGCCUUUUCUGAUACUCACUUUGAUUAAAAAUUUGAGCAUGCCAUUACAUAUGAAUGGAAGCAAAGUAUGUUGUGGGUGUAUUUCUGUGUUGUUUGCUAAAUUGCUAAUAUUUGUAGCGGAGGGAGUCUCACACUCCCAUGUAUCAAACCGCGUUGCUGAAGCGAGUUACACACGUACCGAUUUUUAACAUCUUUACUGAUGUUGACAAAAUGAGACGUGUCGAGGGACUUUACGGAAGCUAAUCGCACACUGGCCAAGGUGGGGUUGGUGGCGACUGAGUCGGAAGCUAAUUGUCAAUGGUGGGUGGGCAAAGCGGGGUAGACGGAGUGUCCCUAUCAGACGCUCAUUAUCGACGGGGGGGGUUUGUGCGGUGUCAAAAAAAAAAAAAAAGUGUGUGUUUGGGGGGGGGGGGUGCAAACAAGCACACCAUGCAGCGGGGGCCUAAAGUCAUUCUUUGAGGAGUGAGAGUCAUGUUGAGAGAAGAAAGUACAGCAAAAAUUGGAGAUGAGGAGCAAGGUGCUACUGCCUCGAAAGGGAUCAACAUCCAUUGUCCGGACUUGGUUUUGGAGUCAGGGCAAGCAUAUUUGUAAAUUUAAAAUCUAUUGAGUAAAUGUAAUUUUUGUAUUGAUUAUUCUAAUAUAAUGCAUUUUAAGGUUUAAUUUUGCACUAAAAUAUUUACUGUUUGUUGAAAAGUAAUGCAUUAAAAAUAGAUGUAUUUUCCAACAUGAAUAAUUGUGAUUCAUAACCGUGAUUACAAUAUUGAUCAAAAUAAUCACGAUUAGCAUUUUGGCCAUAAUCAUGCAGCCCUAAGUUGUAUUGACCACACAAGGAUUUGAAAGCGUAAAUAGCAAAUAGGUUCAAACGUUCACAGUUGUCGGGCUGACCGUUUUCCAAGCAGAUCGGAAGAAAAACCACUUGAACACUUACCACAAUACAGGAUAUUUGCUAAGGGUAACAUUUUACAGACAGAAUGGGGCCUUUGUGUACUUUGAUCGGAGGAAGCGGGCAAAUUUGGCCUAAUUAUCGGUACGCGUGAAACCCGCUUAAGUGCAGUAACCUGCUUGGCUUUGUGAUACAUUUUGUCAUUACAUGCAUUUCACCCCACAGUUUUCGUUAUCUUUUCUGUUUAAGGGACCAACAGAUCUAUUUGGACACAGGAUUGUAGUUUUGCAAAAGCUACUGUGUAAACAUUUCUAUGCAUUAUAUGUGAAUAAGGAGGAAGCAGGAGGGGAGCUUACUCAUGCUACAGAGAGAUAAGUUUGUAGUUUUGCUUUUCUGUCAAUUGGUACAUUGUUGAUAUUCAGAAAAAAUGUGCUUUACAUUUUAAUACCUAAAAAAUAAAAUUUUUGUUUGGCA